Myxocyprinus asiaticus (Chinese sucker) is the source of this 815-nucleotide messenger RNA. RefSeq names its product Kv channel-interacting protein 2. Gene Ontology annotation, biological process: regulation of potassium ion transmembrane transport. Gene Ontology annotation, molecular function: potassium channel regulator activity; calcium ion binding. The transcript is spliced from 8 exons. Bases 36 to 665 code for a protein of 209 amino acids. Lineage: Eukaryota; Metazoa; Chordata; Actinopteri; Cypriniformes; Catostomidae. The record is from RefSeq and is a predicted model, not a curated record. Gene Ontology annotation, cellular component: voltage-gated potassium channel complex.
CUGAGGAAACAGGUGGACUCUACAUUUUUAUCAUAAUGUUCUUUUUCCCACUUUACUACUGGCUCUUUAGAGGGGAAAGUAUUGAGGAUGAGUACGAAAUAUCCUUUGUAUGCCAUCGGCCUGAUGAUCUGGACACGAUACAGGAUGAGACCAAAUUCAGCAAGAAAGAGCUGCAGUUCCUCUACAGGGGCUUCAAAAAUGAAUGUCCCAAUGGAGUGGUGAAUGAGGACACGUUUAAACUUGUUUACUCUCACUUCUUCCCACAGGGAGAUUCAAGCAUGUAUGCACAUUUCCUGUUUGAAACAUUUGACACAAACAAGAAUGGCUGUUUGAGUUUUAAGGAGUUUGUUGCUGGACUGUCCCUCAUCCUAAGAGGGUCAAUAAAUGAUCGACUUAGUUGGGCAUUUAAUUUCUAUGAUCUUGAUAAAGAUGGGUGCAUUACAAAAGAGGAGAUGAUAAACGUUGUGAAAUCGAUUUAUGAUAUGAUGGGGAGAUUCACGUAUCCCUGCAUGCAGGAUGAUACUCCCAGAGAACAUGUGGAAAACUUCUUUCAGAAAAUGGACAGAAAACAUGAUGGUGUGAUUACCAUUGAAGAGUUCAUUGAGUCAUGUCAAAAGGAUGAGAAUAUCAUGCAGUCGUUGCGGCUGUUUGACAGUGUCUUUUAGGUGUGUGUGCCCGGCCUGUGGAUAUUAAUUCAGUCGAACAUUCUUUACUCCAUAAAAUCUGCUGCCAUUCUUGUGCAAAUGUUGCAUUGAAUUUGUAUUUCAGCUUUGAAAUCAGUAAGAUUUUGCAAAUGUUUCUAAAGCAACCAUUCA